UGCGGCUCACCUAGGAUGCUGCGGCGCCUGGUAGUGCCUCUGGCGGUGCUUCUCAGCCUGUGCCCAGGUCCCGGCGCGCACGGGACAGAUCUGCCCAGCCCUCCAUCGGUGUGGUUUGAAGCAGAAUUUUUCCACCACAUCCUCCACUGGACACCUGCCCCAAAUCAGUCUCACAGCAGCUACUAUGAAGUGGAGAUCCAUAAGUAUGGACAGGGGCUCUGGGAGUCCGUCCCCAACUGCAACCUGAGCCUGGUGCCCUCCUGUGAUGUCACCUUGGUGACCCUGGACCUGUACAACUGCAGCGGCUACCGGGCCAGAGUCCGGACAGUGGAUGGUGGCCGGCACUCCCUCUGGACCAAGACCGAAACCCGCUUUACCAAGGAUGAUGUGACUCUGACAGUUGGCAGCGUGAACCUCGAAAUGCAUGGUAGCUUCAUCCUGGGGAAAAUCCAGCCGCCCAGGCCCCUGCUGGCCCCUGCAGGCGACACUUACGAACAGGUCUUCCCAUGCUUCCGGGAGUACGAGAUUGCGAUCCGCAAGGCACCGGGAAACUACACGUUCACCAACAAGAAGGUCAAACAAGAGAACUUCAGCUUCCCGGUCUCCGGAGAGGAGGGCACGUUCUGCGUCAAAGUGAAGCCGUCCGUGGCCUCCCGCGUGAACAAGGGGAUGUGGUCCAAGGAGCAAUGCAUCGUCCUCAGCAAGCAGUAUUUCACCGCGACCAACCUCAGCAUCUGCUUUGUCUUCGUCCUGCUGCUCUGCGGAGCCCUGGCCUACUGCCUGGCCCUCCAGCUGUACGUGCGGCGCCGGGGGAAGCUGCCCACCGUUCUGGUCUUCCCGAAGCCCAGUCCCUUCAGCCUGGGCAGCCAGCUUCCCUGUCCAGACACCCUAGACACCAUCCACCCCCUGGACGCGGAGGCCUUCCUGAAGGUGACCCCAGAACUGAGGAACUCGCGGCUGCAUAGCAGCACCGACAGUGGCUUUGGCAGUGCCAAGCCGUCCCUGCAGACUGAAGAGCCCCCAUUUCUGCUCCCGGCAGCCCAGCCACAGGAACACGGGCCUCUGGAGAAGGGGGAGCCCCCGGAGCUGCAGGACAGCUGCAGCCAUGGGAGCAGUAACAGCACCGACAGUGGAAUCUGCUUGCAAGAGCCCAGCCUGAGCCCUGGCACACGGCCCACUUGGGAACAGCCAGAGCGCAGUGCCGGCCAGGGACAAGAUGACAGUGGCAUUGGCCUAGUCCGGAAUUCUGAGGGGCAGCCUGGGGACACACAGGGUGGCUCAGCCUUGGGCCACGUUAGUGCCCCAGGGCCUGAGGGGCCUGAGGAGGAAGACCCAGCCAUGAUGGCAUUUCAGGGCUACCUGAAGCAGACCAGAUGCAUGGAGGAGAAGGCAACCAAAGCAGGCUGCCUGGAGGAAGAAUACCCCUUGACUCCAAAUUGCCUUGGCUCUAAGUUCAGGACCUGCCUGGAUGCUGAGGCAGGCUGGCCUCUACCAGUCCUGGCAAAGGGUUAUUUGAGACAGGAUCCUGCAGGAACCACCCUGGCUCCCCCGGAGGCCCCAGCUGCACAGUGGAAGCAGCCAGUGGAGGAAUGGCCACUGUCGGCCUUGACCACCUACGGUGACCUGGAAAUACCUGACUGGAGUUGCACCCCCGAUCGUGCCCCUCUGGAUUGUGCCGCAGCCGCAGGCAGUCUCCUGGGCAGCUUUGACUCCGAUCUGGUCACCCUGCCACUCAUCUCUAGCCUGCAUUCAAAUGAGUGACCCAGGAGAAAGGGCUGCUUUGGAUCCCAGUCCUGCCUGCUCCCCAGCCUGCACCCGAAGGAGGAACCCCAGGGUUCGGCAAAGCCAGUCUGGGCACUGCACAGCAAGCCCGCCCAGGCUAGCCGGGCCCCAUAGGGCAGGAGGGGGCAGGGCUGCCCCAGCACCAGGUGCACGGGGCACUGCCUGACUACCGAGCGGGGCACUGCCGAGAAGGGCAGCAUAGACCUCCCCGCUUGCAAUUCUCAUUCCAUGCCCACUGGAGCCACGAGGUUUUCUGGGGUUGUGUUGGGGCUGCCAGUGUGUGGUCAGCUCACACCUGACGUGCCACAUAGGCCAGCUAAGCAUCUGGGCCAGCCGUAGGGCAGGUGCUGAGAGGAUGGGAGCUUUCAGGCUUCAUUGUGGAGGUCAGUUUUAUAGGAAAAACGGGGAGAAAGUGGAGGGGUUUGGCCUCUGGGAAGGUCUGGUGGAGGCGCUCCCCCUUUGGCCGGCCUCCCAGGCGAGGAGGUCGCCCCUGGAAGACUCUAAGAACUCUAAGUCCUAGACAUCAGUCAGUUGCUCUCUGUGUCAGGCAGAGCCACCUGGAGAACAGGGUGCUGGCUCAAAGCCUGGACGUCCCUCCGUCCACCCACAGGCGGCCCCCGUAGGGCCAAGCACUCACUCUCUGCACCUGCUGCCCCCCAGCCUGCCGCCCAUUCCAGGGACCCUGGGGUGGUUUGUGUUGAGCUGGGCUUAGGGAGCAGCCAGAGUCGGCCCCAGGGACCUUCACUCCCAUUUGCUGCUAACGUCCUGCUCCAGACCCAGAGCACAGGCCAUGGGCCGGGGGGCCCUGCGCUCAGCGCUCAGCUGUGUGACCUUGGAAGGCCUCUGUUGUCCCAUGUGUGGAAUAAAGGCUGGCUCCUUGGGCUGGAUGUCAGCCAAGCUGGCUUCCUGGGUGCCGUGAUCCACCCUGCCAGACCCUGGGCUGGGAGCAAGUGGACUCCGGAACCUGUCUGCCCAGAGCCAGCUCCCAUCUCAGGCCAUGGGUCAGCCAGUCUAGCAGGAGUGCCCAGCAAUGUGCCAGGACAGCUGCAGGUCACGGGGGCCCACCGAGGGGCAGCGCCUUGGCCGUGCCUUCCCACAGUGCCCUGGGAAUCUGUCUUCAGACCACGACGGUCCACAGUCCCCAGGCAAAGAGGCUGGGGGGUCACCAGGCCUGCGGCUGCCCUCCGGAACCCUCUCCUGGCCUGCGUUUCUCUGCAGCGUUCUGAAAGCAGAGCGUCUGGCCCAGGGGACCCAGCCGUGACUCCUGCCACGCCACCAAGAACCUCUUAGUCUGACGACUGAACUCUCCCCAGAAACGGACUCCGGGGAAGGUCCCUCGGAAGCUUUAUUUAUUUAUUUUGUUCAGUUAUUUAUUGAUGGAGAAGGAGCCCUGACUCCGCGUUUGACUCACCGCAUUUCUAGUUGCGUGACUCGGGACAGUCCCUGUUCCUGUCCGAGUCUCGGUGUCCUCAUCUGUGGACCUGGAGCACCGCGCGAACCUGCUGAGUUCCCAGCGACGUGAGGUGCCAUGGAGGAAAUGCAACGUGCCAUAAAUGAAUGGUGUGUGUGUUUGGUUGCAAUAAAUUGUGAGGACC
Molecule: messenger RNA, 3377 nt
Organism: Lepus europaeus (European hare)
Lineage: Eukaryota; Metazoa; Chordata; Mammalia; Lagomorpha; Leporidae
Gene: IL10RA
Product: interleukin 10 receptor subunit alpha
Exons: 7
Coding region: 16-1761 (581 amino acids)
Molecular function (GO): protein binding
Source: RefSeq, a predicted model, not a curated record